AUGGACAUUGGAGAGAGUUCAAUUCAGGUCAAAACGGUUCGUCAGACGUGCAAAGGUGGCUGUGCAAUUUUAGCAAAAUAUUUCUUUAGACAGCUGGAUUUAAUUGAUAUGCGGUGGUUUAGCAGUGAAAUUAAGCACUUACCUACGGCCUCUGGACCGUAUAUUCCGGGAUGUGUGGAUAUAAUGUUAGAUUAUAGUAAAAAUGGAUUAUUCUUGAGACUUUUUUAUCCUUCGGAUGCUAAAAAUAAUAACAACAAGAAAUGGAUACCGUGGAUACCCAAUAUGCUAUAUCUAAUAGGAAUGUCUACUGUAUUGAAAAUAAAUUAUUACAUUCUGCGGUUCGUACUCUGGUGGUACGGCAUUUGCCACAUACCAGUUUUGUACCGAGAAAGAGCAAGAGUGGAAGAAAACAUGAAAUGCAUAGUAUUAUCACACGGCUUAGGGGGCAGUAGAUUUUUAUAUUCGAAAAUAUCCCUCGAUUUGGCCUCGCACGGGUUUCUAGUGGCUUGUGUGGAACACAGGGAUAAUUCGGCCUGCCACACGUAUUACUACGACAACGAGGAAAGCGCCAGGAACAACAGAAAAACUGCGAUAGAUUUUCGGCACAUUGCCUUCGGGAAAGAUCACUACGAGAAAAGAAACGAGCAAGUCCGGAACAGAUCCGAAGAAUGUUUGAAAACUGUCCAGUUUUUCAUAGAUUUAAACGACAAUAAAAUACCGAAAAAUGCGCUGGAUGAUCUCGAGCGUGGCGAAUUUCGCUUGCAGGAUCUAGCAGGAAAAAUAGACGUAGACAAUUUUACUCUAAUAGGACACUCCUUCGGAGCAGCCACUGUUUUAUACACUGCCUCUAAACUGCCUAAAAUCAAGCAAGCUGUACUAUUAGAUCCCUGGAUGUUUCCCAUUAAAAACGAGAAUCUACACGAAACCAUCGACAUACCAUUAUUAUUCAUAAAUACUCAAACAUUCCAUAUUGAUUCGAACGUGAAAGCCAUGGAUAGAUUCCUAUCGAAAGAAAACAGAGAAAUGUACACUAUAAAUGAUACUACGCACGAAAAUCAGACCGACUCCGUUUUCGUGUCGAGAUAUUGGCUGGAUUUGUUUGUGAAAAAGGCCGAUCCUCAUUUAGCUAUGGAGAUUAACAAUGCUUUAAUUUUGAAAUUUCUUCAUCGUUACUCAAAUACUCCGGUAGAAACAGAAAGAUUCGAUAGAUUUUUGAAGGAAAAUUCCACGUAUUUCAAAGAAGGCUUGACCAAACCUUGGAAAAAAUAA
Phyllotreta striolata is the source of this 1269-nucleotide messenger RNA. Lineage: Eukaryota; Metazoa; Arthropoda; Insecta; Coleoptera; Chrysomelidae. The record is from the annotation of a GenBank genome assembly.